AUGUUUAAACGGGCUGCGGUGGCAUGGGAACCAGAGAAGCCAUUGUCGAUAGAGACCAUAGAAGUGGCACCACCUGGGAAAGGUGAAGUGCGUUUGAAAAUCCUCUUCAACUCCCUUUGCCGUACUGAUGUUUACUGGUGGGAUGUUAAGGGUCAGAAUCCGCUGUUUCCUCGUAUUUUAGGUCAUGAAGCUUCAGGGAUUGUGGAGAGCGUGGGUGAGGGUGUGACCGAUCUGAAACCAGGAGAUCAUGCACUCCCAAUAUUCACUGGGGAGUGUGGGGAAUGCAAAUAUUGCAAAUCGGAAGAGAGCAACCUGUGUGAGCUGCUAAGGAUCAACAGUGACAGAGGAGUUAUGCUGAGUGAUGGCAAAACAAG
Molecule: messenger RNA, 374 nt
Organism: Vigna umbellata (rice bean)
Lineage: Eukaryota; Viridiplantae; Streptophyta; Magnoliopsida; Fabales; Fabaceae
Source: RefSeq, a predicted model, not a curated record